Messenger RNA from Solanum tuberosum (potato), 677 nucleotides. RefSeq names its product autophagy-related protein 8C-like. The transcript is spliced from 5 exons. The coding region runs from base 99 to 524 and encodes 141 amino acids. Lineage: Eukaryota; Viridiplantae; Streptophyta; Magnoliopsida; Solanales; Solanaceae. The record is from RefSeq and is a predicted model, not a curated record.
AAGUUCACCUUUUUUUUUGUUUUCUUGCAUUUUUGAGUAAAUUUAGAGAUACCCUUUUGCUUGAAUUGCGUUUAUAAGUGUAUAUUUAUGUGAUUCUGAUGUUCUUUAGAUGUUUGAAAUUUGCAGUAAGAGAUAAAAGUUUGAGUCUUGCAAUGGCUAAGAGUUCUUUCAAGGUUGAACAUCCUUUGGAGAGGAGACAGGCAGAAUCUUCUCGCAUUAGAGAGAAGUAUCCUGACAGAAUUCCGGUGAUUGUUGAGAGAGCAGAAAAGAGUGAUAUCUCCGACAUUGAUAAGAAGAAGUACCUCGUCCCAGCUGACUUGACUGUUGGCCAAUUUGUUUACGUGGUCCGAAAGAGGAUCAAUCUCAGUGCUGAAAUGGCCAUAUUUGUCUUUGUCAGAAACAUUCUGCCUCCAACUGCUGCUCUGAUGUCUGCAAUUUACGAGGAAAACAAGGAUGAAGACGGAUUCCUUUAUAUGACAUAUAGCGGUGAAAAUACAUUUGGUUUCCUCGAGCUUGGGAAUUAAUAUUUCAAGUUAACUAUCUGUAUUGUAAAUCUGCUACCACUUUGAUUUGUUCAUGGAUGGUUUAAGAUGACUUGUUUUUUGUUAAAGAAAUGCUCAUAAAAUGUACAGAUGACAAGUCUUUGCACACUUAUCCCAAUAUCUCUUUUAUCUUCA